CCUUCCGUUCACUUGUGGAGAGAAACAGUCCGAGUGUGAGGCGAAAAAGAGUCGGUGAACUCUAUCGUCGUCACAUUAACUCUUGACAACUUUUCAAUUGACUCUCGCUUGAAAAGACAUUCCGGGUUUUUGUUGGAGCUUUCAAACCCACUGUCAGUGGAUGUGUGAGUAUGGUGGAGAGUCGGACCCGUGUCCAGAGGGAAGGAGUGUACCGCUGGUUCUCCUCCCUCACCUCUGCCCAGAGAGCCGAGUUCCUGUGUGGCCUGCUGGACCUCUGUGUCCCCAUCGAGCUUCGCUUCCUCGGCUCCUGCCUGGAGGACUUGUCCCGGAAGGACUACCAUUCUCUCCGGGAUGCGGAGAUCAAAGCCAAUAACCCCACCGAUUUAUCCGGGCUCACCAAUAUCACGGACGAGGUGGUGCGGAGUAAACUGUUGGUGUCCCUCGCACUGCUCGGCUCGGACAACCGGGAGGCAGCGGGCGUCCUGUACCAAACGUUGACGCAUAUAGACACGGUGAUCAACAACUACGGCCUGGCCUUAAAUGACGGAAGAGCCGAGGAGCAGUUUCUGUUGCUUUUCACAAUGGCAUCAAACCACCCGGCUUUCAGCUUCCACCAGAAACGAGUUCUGAGGCAGCAACUCGGCCAGAUCCAGGACGUCCUGCAGGUGAGCUAUGGAGGAGCGGGCAUUGAGGGUCAAGGAGCAGGCCUAUGUGGCGAACAAAUGGCUCUCGCUUACACUCAGCUGCAUCACCACUAUACCCAGCACAGUGUGUCUUUACCUGGCUUGGCCUCUUUGUCUCCCUCUGGCUGCUCGCUUCCUGACGCAACCGCUGCCUCCUUGCCUGUGCCUGCUGCUCAACUCUCUCAUUCACCCUGCACCUGCUGGCACAAGAAGCAAACCAGUGAGGCUGGUACAGCCCAUGCGCUUGGAUCUGAGGUGAAAAUUGGGAGAGGAGCUCAAGCGGUCAGCCAAGAACCCAACCAUCCUCAGUUUGACCUUCCACCUCCCCCUCACCUUCCUCCCCCUCCAGCUGCUGAGCAGUGCCAUGAUGCUUUAGCACCACCACCUAAGAAUCACCAGGUGAAAAGAGGAACAGUGGCAAUUGAGAGAGUUGCAUUACGAGGAGUGACUCACAGGUUUGAAGACAAAAGUGAUUAUAUGUUUGAGGCUAGCUGGUCUGAUGGCUUUGUCUCAUCAGUUGUCCGAAGUCAACAGGAGGUAACCGAGCUACUUUCACAGUUGUCACAGGCAUUCCCUGAUGAGCGAAUAGAGAAGCUCUUGCCUCAGUCUCGUGAUUCAGAUGCCAGAUGUCUGACAGUGUUGCCCAGCCAUGUCCUCCAGCACCACAGCGUCCAAUUCUUCUUCACCUCCACCAGGCCUCACUCACCUAAAUGCCUCUCCCCCCUCUCUUCCUCACUCCCAGACAUGCCUUCCUCCCCUCCCACAGCUCCUGUCGUCCCAACCUGCACAUUUACAUCCAACCAUACAAGCUCAGCUGGCUGUAUGUUGCAGUACAGAGGAGCCAGCAGGGCGGUGUACAGAGUGGCCAGUGUCCAUCCUGUUGUCAGCACUCACAAUUCUCCCAUGACCCGCUGCUCCCCUCACCUUUCCUCUCUCCUUCCGCCACAACACACUCCCCAGCUGUCCUCCCUCCCGCCCACGGUGCCAGCCUUGCCAACACAGGGCUUCCUUGCUGGCAGAGGUGAUGCAUCCUCCCAGCCACACCCCCAAAGCAAACUGUCUCCUUCAAUUCAUCCGCACACAUAUUCGGAGCCCCAGCAGCCCUCGUUUCACUCGUUGCAACUACAGACGAGCUGUCACCUCGGUACCCAACCUCAGCAUUCGCCCCAUUCUCAGUCCCUUUCGUAUUCACUCUCUCAGUCCCGUUCCCAACAGCCCCAUGCACAGUCUCCAUCACAGUCCCAGGUGAUCACGCCAGAGCAGAACGGCAUCUUGGACUGGCUGCGCAAGCUUCGCUUACAUAAAUAUUAUCCGGUGUUCAAACAGCUGACAAUGGAAGAGUUUUUAGCACUGACAGAGGACGACUUAAACAAGUACGACUUAACUCAGGGAGCAAAGAAGAAACUCAAGACUCAGCUAGAGCUACAGAAAUCAGCAGACAGAGAGACGAAGAUGGAGAAACGGACCUGUAGUGGUAUUGCUAGAGUUACGCCUUCCAGUCAUAUGGGACCUUCAACCCACACCUCCUCUGCAGUAGAGCUGCGGGUGGAGGUGGACACUGUGCUGCACCAUCACCCCGUCCACACAGACAGCAGCUCAUCCUCAGACUACUCCAGCUCUUCUUGUUCCCCCCGAACACCCCUCUGCUGUGACUCCACUCUGGACAGGAGCAGAGAUAUUUACAGGCGUGUGUCAGGUCCAGAUGCAGUAGGCGGUCAAGAAAAGGAGCGCUCGUGCAUUUUUAUCCUGAAUUCCAGCUGCCCCCCAGGCCCCAGUCGCCCCACGGCCCAGGUCCUUCCCGUCCAAACGGAUACCGCUGCUGCCAUCCAUCCGUCCUGCUCCUCCCACCUCCCCUUCACGCUCUCUCACUUCCACCCACAAGGCAGCUACCCUCAAAGCCUGCUCUCCCCAGUUUCAAACCAGACACGUAUCCCGUCUUCCCCACGAAAGCCAAGGCCGCCCCCGCUGUGUGUGGAGGACAGGACUAAGGUGCCGGCUUCGGGCCUGCCCGGUACCAGUGCGGGCUUCAGUCCUGGGGUGGGCGUAGGCAUGGGCAUGAGGCUGGAGAACCUGCUCCCCAGUCUCAAACUGAAAGUGGACGCCUCCUCCUCCCUCCAUGACUCUGAAGGCUGUCUUGGUCUUACAGGGGCUGCGGUUGGUCUUAUGGUUGAGACCAGUUGUGCCCUGACCUCCACCUCCAACAGCCUCCACCAUGUGUCCCAACCACCUCUCCAUUUUCACCUGUCAUCCUCUACAUCCUCAUCUCCAUCCAUAUACUACUCCCACCCACCCACUCCUUAUUCUACUUUUGCCAGCUCCUGUUCCUCUAUAAAGUCCCUCUCAGAAUCUGCUAGUUCCAGUGGUGGAAGUGUCUUUGUCUCCAUAGCAAGCACCGUCCCUAUUGCCACAGUUCCGGGUAACAUAUACUACCCCCAGCAAUCUACUCCAGGCCUCUCCGCCUCUUCUGCCACUUCAUUGGAUCAAAAUCAAGGCCACACCCACUCCAUGUGCGUUUGCAGCUCGUGUGGAUGUCGGGGUAACUGUGGGGCUUAUGGCACCUUGCCCGGAUACGGUCCUGCAUCCGGCUACCUGCAGCCGGUGUCAGCAAGCUCCGUCUUCACUCUGGGCCCUCUGCUUCAUUUUAGCCCCCUCAUGGCCUCAUCCAGCACCACAGGCACCGGUACCAUGCCCUUUUCCUACCAGAUGAUGGCACCACCUCCCCUCUACUGCCAGAGCGCUGGGGCGCAUGACCAGCAAAAGGGCUUUGGCUUCUACCAGCCUCUUGGCCUUGUGGGAAACGGGAUCCAGAAGCGAAUAGUGGGAAACCUUUCUUGCUACAACUGCGGUAGCCAUGGACACAGAGCAGAGGACUGCAAGCAACCACCCAUGGAGUCAUCUCAGCAAGGCACUUUUCGAUUGAAGUACACUCCGCGCUCUGACCAUAAGGACUCUGGGGACUGACGAGCCUGCAGGGAAUUUGGAAAUCCUCAAAUAUUUUCCUCUGUCACAGUUCAGCCCUCUUCACCACCAGUCUAUUCAACUUGAGCUAGUGGCUCAACCAUAUAGCGCGACUUUUCUUAAAUCUUCGCAUUGGAGUUAGGUCACACAAAGUGGACAGCAGCUGAGUGGAACAGUGCAAAUUAAUCACAGACAAAUGGGCAUUAAAACCUCUGGAAGCUGGAAACAGAAGAGUAAAACAUCAGGUCUUUUCACAGAAUCCGGAUAGCCUUUGUAGGAGACACAUCAGGAAUAUCACAUUUAUAGACCAUAGAACACAGGUAUCAAAUUCAAGGCCCGGGGGCCACAUCCAGUCCGCCACUUCAAUUUAUGUGGCCCACGAAAGCAAAUCAUUUGUGACAACUUCCAUGAUUCUUGUUCAAAUCUGCAGCUUUUUUUUUGUUUGUUGGUUUUUUUUGUUACCAAGCCCCUUUUACCCCCUUUCAACCAUAGUUGGACAAACUAUUAUCCAUGACAUCUGAUUUUGAAAACAAGUUAUCCAUCAUUCCGUUGUGUAUACAUAAUAAUAUGAUCAGGCGAUGAAACAUUUAUAUGGUUUCAUGGUCAUAACGACCCUCUGAGGGAAACCGUACCACCAAUGUGGCCACGGCAAAAAUGAGUUUGAAACCCCUGCCAGAGAACAACUACGCAGUAAAUAGUGGGUCCUUCCACUUAAUGCUCAAGUUAGGCCAACUUCAAAAAAUUAUUAUUGUAAAAAAAAUCAUCCUUUUCUGUACAUUUGACAGUUUAGGGAAUAUUUUGUUUUGUGUUGUUUGAUUCGUUUUCUGUUUCCUUCUCAUCCUUAUUUGACCUGUUAUCUCCUUACAGGCUCAAAUGGCCAAUAAGUUUUUAUUAUUGUUAUUACGCAAUACAGUACUAUUAUAGAUUUCAUAGCAUGGGUUGGUGGGGAAGUCACAUUUUGCAAUUAAAUUGUAUAGUGUUGGUCACGAUAGAACGCAUCUGUAACAGAGCACAUUCCUGCAAGCUUGUUUUCUGUGUAGAGCAGCCUGUCUGGAACAUAAAUUUAUGAUACUAUGAUUAAUAUUGCAUCGAACUGGACCUGUGAGGUUUUUUUUUCUCUAGGUUGCCUUUUUACGAUCCUAGUGAAACCUGUAUGCAAGGACUUUGCGGCUCUUCUUCAACAAGUGCUAAUUUUGUCUGCUUUGGUGUCGAUUCUUGUAUUGUUGAUGCAGGUUAAUGAGACAACACAGUCGUGUGUAAUUUACACGAAAAAGCUCAGGAUUCUUUCCGAAAAAGUGAAACAUAGUGUAAGUCUCUGGGCAGGACCCAGAGGAUUAUUAACAUGAGGACAGCUUGUCCCACUCAAUAUGUUGACCCCUGGAGGGUGCAGCACAAAUAUGUGCCAUCUUUAUUUAAAAUGACAAUUACUGAACAUUUUGUCACGUUGUGAACAUUGUGAGUCAGUGAAGGGUUUUGUAUAUUGUAGAAAGCAUGCUCACAUUUGAAGGUCUACAUGUCUUUGCUUAGUUGUUGCCUUAAAGUCAGCUGGAAGUGUUAACUUUCCAGCAUCAUAAGACAACCUGGUAAAAUGAUUCACAGCAUGCAUGCUGCUUCCUCUUUUGUAAGAAGUGCCUUUCUAUGCCAGUACUAUGUAUAACAACAGCAACAAUAAAAUUGACGAUAGGAGCUAAGGUUUCACUCUUUGUGUUCCGUCCCUCAACUUUUUUGCCUAACCUUGGGAUAAGUCUCAAACGUAUUUUUCUAUUUUGGCAUGUUAAUUGUAGGCUUUCUUUUAAAUCAAAUACGUAAUAACAAAAUCAUGUAAAUUUUGCCAACUAUGUCAAAAACACAAGGAAUUUGUCUCCGGUAGUUGGAGCCACUCCAGUACAACAACAGAACCAUUUUGCCAAAAACUACUUUUGAGACAUAAAAACACUACGAAGAGUCACUGAGCAAUGAAAGGUUACCGGUAAUGUGGUAAUACUGAUACAAUGACAAUUGUGCAAAUGACACAGAGUCCUUAAGCAAUUUAGAGCGGUUUGAAAUAACAAAUAGAGGAAUAAUCUGGAACAAUGACAAUUGUGCAAAUGGUGCAGAUACUGUAGUUCUUAAGCACAUGAGUGGUCAGUAUUGGUCAACAACAGAUUUGCAAAUAACGAGACUACUACAGUGAGUGUACAAAGAAUGUAGAAGUGUCCUGACAGAGUUGUGACAACAAUUACAAGACAAAAUUGGCAGCAGGUUGCAAUGGAAUUGUAAGUUAACGGUUUAGGACGUUAAUGGCAAGAGGGAAGCUGUUGGAAUGUCUCCUUGUUUUUGUUUGCAUUGUUUGGUAGCGCCCACCUGAGGGAAAGAGCUGGAAGAGAUGGUGACCAGGAUGUGGAGGGUCCAAGAGGAUUUUGCAUGCGCUUGUCUUAGUUCUGGCAGCGUGCAAGUCCUCAAGGGUGGGUAGGGGGCUACCGAUGAUUUUUCUGGCAGUCCUGAUUGUCCGUUGCAGUCGGAGUGUGUCCUUUUUUGUGGCAGCACCAAACCAGACUGUGAUGGAUGAACACAGGACUGAUUCGAUGGACUGCUGUGUAAAACUGCCUCAACGGGUCCUGUGACAGGCCAUGCUUGCUCAGAAGUCACACGAAGUACUGUACAUGUACACCCUCUGCUGGGGGAUGGAGUUGAUGUUGGUCUCCCACUUGAGGUCCUGAGAGACUGUAAUUCCCAGGAGUCGGACAGCAUGAGGGGCAACUGUGGCAAAGGAUACUUCCUGAAGUCCACGAUCUUCUCUACAGUCUUGAGAGCUCCGGGUUGUGUUGGCCGCACCAAAUCUUAAUUAACAUAAUAUCUUAUGAUUUAUACUACCUUAACUACUAUGCGCUCCUACCACAUUUAAUAUACAUACAAGGACAUCAUAAUACGUUAGAAUUAGAAAACCAUGUAUUUCUGUCGUUCAAAUAAAUACAUAAAAAAACUCAUUCAAUACAGAGUAACGUUUUUUUAUAAUUUUAUUAUUUUGAUGGUUUUACCUUACAAGCUAACAAAAAUGCACAUUUUACCAUCUC
Messenger RNA from Phycodurus eques (leafy seadragon), 6694 nucleotides. RefSeq names its product zinc finger, CCHC domain containing 14 (gene zcchc14). Lineage: Eukaryota; Metazoa; Chordata; Actinopteri; Syngnathiformes; Syngnathidae. Gene Ontology annotation, molecular function: nucleic acid binding; zinc ion binding; phosphatidylinositol binding. The record is from RefSeq and is a predicted model, not a curated record. The coding region runs from base 171 to 3644 and encodes 1157 amino acids. The transcript is spliced from 14 exons.